Molecule: messenger RNA, 2621 nt
Organism: Fundulus heteroclitus (mummichog)
Lineage: Eukaryota; Metazoa; Chordata; Actinopteri; Cyprinodontiformes; Fundulidae
Gene: rfx5
Product: regulatory factor X, 5
Exons: 11
Coding region: 136-2259 (707 amino acids)
Biological process (GO): regulation of transcription by RNA polymerase II
Molecular function (GO): RNA polymerase II cis-regulatory region sequence-specific DNA binding; DNA-binding transcription factor activity, RNA polymerase II-specific
Source: RefSeq, a predicted model, not a curated record
GACCAAUCGCAAAUGACGUUGCCUUUGUAGUCAGGCAGACAUAACGGAGUCGUCCAAUCACAAAAAAAUCUGAAAGGGGAUUUUUGCUGUAUCUUGGCUCAGAUGGUGGUUCUGAGCACAGGCUAGUCGGUCCAGAUGUCGGAGGACCAGCGGCACCAGCGGGCCGACGCCUCCCAGAGGGCGAAGGGAGGUCUGGAGGCUGGGGAGGGCGACACGGAGCCCAGCAUGUUGCUGCAGAAACUAAACAGCAACAUCUCUAAGAACGUUCAGACCAAAGUGGACCAGAUCUUGCAAGACGUUCAGCGCUUCUCCGACAAUGACAAGCUGUACCUGUACCUCCAGCUGCCCUCUGGACCCAGCUCCGGCGACAAAAGUGGCGGCGACCCCAGUUCAUUCAACACAGCCGACCAGCUUCACACCUGUAACUGGAUCCGCAGUCACCUGGAGGAGCAUUCGGACACCUGUCUGCCCAAACAGGACGUCUACGAGACGUACAGGAGGUACUGCGAGAACCUGCAGCAUCGCCCUCUGAGCGCGGCCAACUUCGGGAAGAUCAUCAGAGACAUUUUCCCCAACAUCAAGGCGAGACGACUCGGGGGCAGAGGACAGUCCAAGUACUGUUAUAGCGGCAUCAGAAGAAAGACGGUUCUCAACAUGCCUCUGCUGCCCAACCUGGACCUAAAGAAUGACCCGUCGGAGCUGACUGAGCUGGUCCAGACCUACAAACAGGAAGUGACGGAGGCGGCCUGCGAGCUGAUCUGUGACUGGGCUCAGAAGAUCCUGAAGCGUUCCUUCGACACGGUGGUGGAGAUCGCUCGCUACCUGAUCCAGGAGCACAUUGUAAACCCGCGCUGCAGCCAGGCCAAGCUCGUCACGUCUGCAGCACUCGCAGGUGGUCCAGCUAAAACCCAUAAAGUCAUUAAGAAAACUCCUGUGAUCUCUCAGGCUGACGGAGACGGAGCUGCAGACCAGAAGGAACCGGGAGAUCUGUCCUCAUCCUCGCCGAAGCUUUCCACAGGAGACAGAUCCACAUCAGCCGCGUCCAAGCCUUCCUCGGCAGACGUUGCCCCUCCCGCUCCUCCUCCACCUCCUCCUUCCUCUACCUCCUCCUCAUCUCUGCGACCAGCGGUGGAGGCCUUCAUAAAGCAGCUACCCAGAAUCCUCCCUCGCAGCUCCGUCCCGGACAAGAGCUUCUCCGUCCGCUCCUCCGUGCCCCCCCAGACCACCGCAGACGCCUCGGCGGUCGGGGUGCCGUCUGCCCACGGGGGCCCGGCGGCGGCUCCGGCUAACAGCGGCGGGGUGAAGGUCAUCACCAUGACGACUCUGCCCCAGCAGCAGGGCAGGCCUCUCCCCUUGAUGAUUCUUCCUCAGGGCUGUUUGUCCUUCGAGGCGGAAAAGGUAGCGCCGCCGCCUCCUCCUCCUCUCUCCGCCCAGCAGCACGCCGCGGCGGCGCCGACCUCCGUGGUCCAGAAAGCUCGGGGGCCCGGCACCAAGCGCCCCGCGGAAGGGGAAGCGUCGUGCGUCGGCGCCGCCGGUGGCUCGGCCGCUUCGUCUCUCAGCAGCUCUCCGGUUAAACGGAAACGAGGACGACCGAGAAAAACGCGCCCGGAAGACCCGCCGGCGCCGCCUCCUCCUCCUCCUCCGCCGCCGCCGGCGCCCCCGAUCAUCACCCCGCUGACCGGCGGCGUCAUCCAGAAGGCCACGUCCUCCUUGUCGUCCCCCGCGCAGACUGUGGUGGAGCUGGUGAUCCAGGAGCCGCCGGGCCUGGUCCUGGGUCAGCUGCCGGCCAUGUCCGACCCGUCCCACCGGCUGGUGGACCCCCGCGGCGUGGUGGUGCAGUGCCAGCCGAGCGGGGCCGCCGACCCGGACAGCCAGGUGAGGCCCGUGCUGCUCUUCCACAGCCCCGGCAACCCCGGCUGGGAGCUGUCGCCGUCCGGGCGGACCCCGAUGGUGGAGGUCAUCCAGAAAGCGCCGAGGCCGAGCAACAACAACAACAACAGCAGCAGCGGCGGCUCGGCUCCCGCUCCGACGGCGCACCUCCACUCCCCCCCCCUCCCCCUGCCCACGCUGCACGAGGAGCAAGGCGAGGUGGAGAUAACGCUGACGCCGGUGGAAGUGCACGUCAACCCGCCGCCCACUUCCACCUCCACCUCCUCUGCUGCUCCUGCCUCCUCCCUCUCAAUCUCCUCCACCCUGGUGGUAAAGGUUGAGGAGGAGGAAGCAGAAAGCGGCUUCCCGUCCCAGAGGGAAGGACAUUAGUUUUUAUUCUUUCCUCUCAGUGACUCCCAUCAUUCAGAUUUUUACCUCAACUGCUAAAGGUUCCCUCCCCCCCUUUUCGCCCAUCUGUGUCCUGAUUGGUGGAAAUCCCAGACUGGCUGCAGCAGAAAGCCAACCCAGCAGGAUAAAUGAAGCCAAAAAGUCAACAUGUCCCCCUUUUUUUUUUUCGUUCCCGCUCAUUCGUAAACUGCUCCUCUUCUACUGCAUGUCUGUCUGUCUGUGUGCUACUUGUGGUUUUAAAUCUGAGCCACUUUCUUUACGUUUUCCCCUCCUUCCUUCCUCGCCUUAGUUACUGUAUCUUUAACACCCCCCCCCAAAAAAAACAACAACAACCUUGUGCUGCA